AUGAAUGAUGUGGGCAUUGGCGACAUUCGCGCGAAAGCUCUCCGAUCAAAACGGACUGAAUUGAGUCAAAUUGUCUCGUCGCGAAAGCGAAAGCUCAGGGAGCUGUUCGGCAUCCUCGCUGAAGAUGGCCCUAUCCCGUCAACCCUCGCCGACCCAAACGCCCCCAUCACCACCAUCGCCGAAGCCCGAUUCCUCGAGGUCAGCGACAUCUUGCAAGACCGCCUGUUCGACGAAUCCAACCUCCCGGCGCGGCGACAGUUGAGAUCCAGCGCCUCGAAGCAAGCGCAGGCGGCCAAGCUGCAGCGUGAUGGGUCCAGAUCGAGGAAGAGUCGGCCGACGACUCCCAGAACGGAUGCUGGGACCUUGACGGCAGCCCCUACCACCGAAUCCAGAGAACAGCGUCACGCCAAUACAAUUCGGGUCCCAGGACUGCCCAUGCAAAGAUCGACUUCGAAGGGCUCGCAGACCGAUCUUCCAGCAGAGGCAUCCGCGGUACUUGACGACGUUGUGGAGCAGACUCGGGAGAAUGCGAAGGGGCGCCAACCCUCUACCCCCGCGCCCCUGGUACCGGAGUCGGUGGUAGAGAGUGAGCGGCCUAGGAGCGCCGGGAGUACACAGAACGGUCCAGGCCUGGAUCCAGGGAAGGCUACGCCAAGAUCUGCAGAGGAUGCUGCAAACCUACCGGAACCUGUCAUCCAAGGACGGGGUUCACACGAUGAGCCGCUCAAGGCUGUUACGGCCCACCUACCACCCCAGGAUGUACAGGAACAGCACUUGGAGAGGAAGGGGGUUCGGGAGUACCAAGAUGAUCAGGCGAGACAACUGUCAAUCAAGCCUCCUCGAGAUGCGAUCAAGAAUACAGAGGCUGCCUCUUCGCCAGGCUCGACGAUCGACGCCCAUUCUGCUACGACUUCUGCCAUGCAUGAAGUAUCGGCUGAUACGAGUCCAGAUAGUGGAUCGAGAUGUGGUCCGGAGACACUCGACAACAAGGAGGGUGAAGUACCUACCCCAUCAGGAUCGAAGCCAACGCCAGAGGAAUCAUCCGGAAAAGAGCAUCACGAUAGAAUUGUGAAGGCCCAGAUGGAGGUUUCCGCUGCCGAAGUCCUGAAGAAAGGAGCUUCUGAGCAGUUGCAGGAGGUAGAAGCUGGAUCCGGUCUCUCUGAUGAGCCACCGAAAGCUGGUGAAUUACAGGCUGCUCCUGGCUCAUUGAGUCAAGAGGGUCCUCCUGCCCAAGGACGUAUCACGGGAGCCCUUGAAGAUGUCCAGGAUGUUGUGGAAGAUAGAAAAGGAGCCGCAGCAGGAUCAUUAACUGCCCAAGAGGAAGCAGUGUCCAGAUCUGAACCACGAAGCGUAGCACCCAGAGAGCCAACCAAGCAACCUGAGAUUCCGGACUCCGAGCCUGAGGAGGAGGUUACUCCAGCCACUGGUCCUAUGGACGUCGACAGGACUACAGUCAAGGACUCAUUUGAAAGUAGUGCUCCGGCUGAAAGUAUCUCUACAAAUUCCCCUGUCGUCCCUGAACCUCCGGAAACAACAACUCCUGCUACUGAUUCACACAUGCCCUCAACGACUCCAGUCUCCGCAACACCUCGACAGAGGCCAUCCAUCCCAGCACCCCCUCCCGAACGGAUGACUACUCGGAUAUCCUCUGGCGCCAUGCGGCACAAGUCCGUUAUAGAGAUGAUAGAAGAAUCUUCGGGUCCCGACUCGGUCCGAAACCUGCAUUCAUCCCCAAAGAGUACCACGCCCCAGUCUCCCAGUGCCCGUAUGCGUCUAGCCGAGAAGGCUAGGGAAAAGGAGCGCAGCAAACUCUCCACGGUUGUCUUUCCAGGCCGUAAGCCCGCAGCGCCAGUUAGCAAUUCGGCCAAUUCAUCACCCACAUCAGCUUCUGACAAGGAUUAUUUCAAACCGCUGUUCCUUCAUCAGGCCUACGAGAGGAAAGGGCUGCCCAUAGAAAGCCUGGUGGCAACAGCUCACAAGACGAUCACCACGGCCAAUUCUUUGGUUACAGUCCAUGAGAGCCAGACAACCAGAGUCCUCAAACGAAUCUAUAGCUUGCAAAGCUGUGACAAGUGGACUCUGAGACAGCCCAAGCGAUCACCGGAACCAAUCAGGCACACGAGCCAUUGGGACCUCCUGCUUCAAGAAGCAAAAUGGAUGCGGACAGAUUUUAGGGAAGAGGGAAAGUGGAAAAGAGCGGCGGCUCGCAACCUCGCGUACGCAUGCGCAGAAUGGGUGGAGUGUAUCCCAGAAGAUAGGAAGCUUCUCCAAGUCAAAGCGACACCGCCGAAGCCUACCGAGCCCAGCGCAGAAGUGGCACAUGAUGUUGAGAUGGGAGACGCAACAAGCCAGGCCGGGGCGUAUCCCACACCCGAACUUGUUGCCUCUGGCGGACCUGAUACUCCCAUGGAAGAAUUCGACGAGGAGCCCCGCCUCAACCUGACGGAAACGGUUUCUCCCACAGCAAUAUUUGGAUUGCAGGACGAUGACAUUGUCUUCGGACUGCGGAGGUCUCCUGCCACUGAAAAGUUGCUCAAUGAGCUCCCGAUGUAUGGAGCGCCCCUGCGAGUUCCAACAAACCAGCCAACCCCACAAAUCGACCCCGACCGGUACUGGAAACGACCUGCCUUGCCCUUGAGCAAAUACGUAGAAGGCCGCAUGGAGUUGAAGGUUCAAAUCCCCCCAAGAAAGCGGAGCCGCUUUGAGCAUCAACUCGAAGAUGAAGACGAGAACCAUGUUAUUUUCGGCGAGCCGCACCCGAAACGAACAGUCCUCCCACCCGAAUCGACGGACGUCGCCUUGUUUCACCCCGACCACAAACAUAUCCGAGAUCGCAUACACUCAUCACAUCAAUUCAGACCGCCAUCUGAGUUCCCAAUGCCACUUCAGAGCUUCUUUGAGUCCCGCAUACCCUCUCAGUGGACCCCCGAUGAAGAAUAUGACCUGAGGAGUCACGUGCGGGAAUACUCGUACAAUUGGUCGCUCAUUUCCAGUCUCCUAUCUUCGCCGUCCCUCUUCGUAUCCGGAGCCGAACGGCGCACCCCAUGGGAGUGCUUCGAGCGCUGGAAUUUCCUCGAAGGUUUGCCUGCUGACAUCCAGAAGACUCAUUACUUCAGAGCGUACACAUCCCGCAUUGAUGCUGCUAACCGCAAUAUAAUGGCUCAAAACAACGCAAUCCCACCACAGCCAAAUGCCAAUGGUCAAGUACAGCAGGUCACUCCUCGGAGAAGGCUUACCACCGCCCUUCGAGUUGAACGCAGGAGGAACCAAAAACAUCUCACCCUCGUUGACGCGAUGCGGAAGCUGGCCAAGAAACGCGAGACGAGUGCUCAGAAACAGGCUCAUGUCGCUGGCAUGGCCGCAAUGCGCAAGGCGAACGACGCCCCCCCGGCGAAUCGUAACCUUCUUGCGACCACCCCGCAAGACUUUAGUCGGCUCAAGCAUGAGCGGGAUGAGGCUUUCAAGGAGCGUCUGCAGGCAAUGCAACUGCGGCAAGAUGCUAUGCGAAAAGCCAACAAUCUGCAGCAGCAGCAGCAGCAGCAGCAGCAGCAAGGGAGGCACCCGGGCAACCUGCAGCAGCCUGGUAUGUUCAACGGAGGUCCUCCCCGGCCUGCAAACUCCGCCUUGCCAGUCAGCGGGUCGGCUGCUCCGCCUGGCCAAAAUCUCACUGUCCCUGGCCAGAACAGACCUCCUCGCCCCAUGCCCUCUCAAAUACCCGGUCAGCCUGUAACGAACAACAAUCUUCGAGUUCCUCAAAUGGGGAUGAAUGGUGUCCCAGCCGCCCAGAUGCUAGGACAGAUGCCCCUGCCAAACCCUUCCCUGGAUCACGGGCUCGUCAGCCGCGCUCAUCAAAUUUCUCAACAUCAACAAGCCAUACUACGUCAACAGCAAGGUCAGAUCAACGGCCAGUCCCCUCAGAUGCACAAUUCUCCUCCCCGCAUGAACGGCCUGCCACAGCCCGGAUUUCAAAUGCAGAACAAUAUGAUGCCCCCAUUCAAUCCCAAUCCCAACGGUGUCUCGACGCCCCCAGCAAAUUCCCAUAUGCCAUCCCCUGUACAGGGUCACUCCGGGUCUCCACGGAUGGGACAGAACCCUCUCCAGCAUCCGACCGUCCAGGUCUUGGAGCAGCAGAUCAAGCAGCUGCAUCCCAACGCAACCCCCGAACAAGUCAUGCGCAUGAUCCAGGAGCGCUUGACCAAGACUGUCGCUACCAGCACUCAAUACCAACAGCAGCAGCAGCAGCAGCAACAGCAACAGCAGCAGCAGCAACAGCAGCAACAGCAGCAACAACGGCAGGGGCUCGCUCAAAGUGCCAUGAAUGCUGCCGCCGGGGCGGGAGGUCAUGCAAUGCCUGGUAUGAAUGGAAUGGGUGCUGGUCAAGGGACUCCUCAACACUAUGCUCAGAUGUUGAGGCAGCAGCAAGAGAACCAGCAAAAGGCAGCACAGGCUCAGCAACAGGCCGCAUCUCUGGCAGCGUCCGGACAUGGACAAGGACAAAGUCAAGAAAACAGGAACUCUAACGGAGGUAGCGGUGGGGGGAAUUCAGCACAGGGCCAUGCGCAUAGGGGCUCUUCUGGCAGUGUACAAAGUGGGAAAUAG
Messenger RNA from Drepanopeziza brunnea f. sp. 'multigermtubi' MB_m1, 4599 nucleotides. RefSeq lists its product as uncharacterized. NCBI's taxonomy places the organism in Eukaryota, Fungi, Ascomycota, Leotiomycetes, Helotiales, Drepanopezizaceae. Gene Ontology annotation, cellular component: NuA4 histone acetyltransferase complex. Gene Ontology annotation, biological process: DNA repair. The record is from RefSeq and is a predicted model, not a curated record. Gene Ontology annotation, molecular function: chromatin binding.